Molecule: messenger RNA, 3255 nt
Organism: Neolamprologus brichardi
Lineage: Eukaryota; Metazoa; Chordata; Actinopteri; Cichliformes; Cichlidae
Source: RefSeq, a predicted model, not a curated record
AUGACUUCGGUGCGAGUAGCAGUCCGAGUCCGUCCAUUGAACAAAAGAGAAAAGCAGUUAUCCUCGAAGGUGAUAAUUCAUAUGAAGGAGAAGGCAACAACCAUUCAAAAGCCCACAGUUCGAGUGGACGAGCUCAAGGGCGUAGGGAAAACCUUUUCAUAUGAUUUUUCAUAUGACUCAUUUGACAGAAGAAGUCCCACGUUUGCAUCCCAGGAGAAGAUCUUCCGAGACUUGGGAUUUGAAGUCCUGAAAGCUGCAUUUGAGGGUUGCAAUGCCUGCGUGAUUGCUUAUGGGCAAACAGGCUCAGGGAAGUCCUACACUAUGAUGGGUCCUUCACACGAUAAAGGUUUAAUCCCACGGAUCUGUGAAGGCUUGUUCUGGGAGAUAUCUCACAGGAGCAAGAGCGAUGCCGUGAUGUUCCACACAGAGGUCAGCUAUCUUGAGAUCUGCAAUGAGCGGGUGCAGGAUCUUCUCAAAAAGAGAGCAUCACCUACAGAUGAUGGGGGCUUGAGCGUGAGGGAGCAUCCUAGGCAUGGUCCCUAUGUAGAGAGUAAGACUGUUUUUAUCCUGUAUUCUAUGUCCUUCCUAGCUGUGUUUGCAUAAAUCAUAGAUCUGUCCAAGCAUUUAGUACAAAGCUACAGUGAAGUGGAGGGCCUGAUCAUUCUCGGCAAUGCCAAGCGCACCACAGCCAGCAGGGGAGUGAAUGACUUCAGCAAACGCUCCCAUGCCAUCUUCACCAUAAUGUUCACCCAGGUGUGGUGUGAUGCAGAACCUUUAUACGAGACAGUGAGUAAGAUCCACCUGGUAGACCUGGCAGGCAGCGAGAAAGUUGAUCCCACACGCACAGUAGGAGGCAGGUUGAAGGAAAGUGCCGACAUAAACAAAUCUCUGGUCACAUUGGGAUAUGUGAUCUCAGCUCUAGCUGACCUUGGUGUAGGAGUGUCAACAACAAAACAGAUCUUCAUUCCUUACAGAGAUUCUGUGCUGACAUGGCUGCUAAAAGACAGCCUGGGUGGAAACUCUAAGACUACUAUGAUAGCGACCAUUUCUCCUGCUGAUGUGAACUACAUGGAGACCCUGAACACUUUGCGUUUUGCCAGUCAAGCUAAAAACAUAGUGAACUCUCCCACAGUGAACGAUAAUGGCAGUAUGAAGGUGAUGAGGGAACUGCAGUCAGAGGUUACCAAACUCAAUCGACUACUAAAAGAAGCCACUCAGGUUGGGCAUGAGGUGCCAUUAUCCUCUGUGGAUGUAAAGGAGGAGCUGAAUGAGACAAAGGAGGAGACGGUGACUCUGAGGAAGGAGGGGAGCGGAGUGGUGUUGGAUUGCUGUUUGCCUCACCUUAUCGGUGUUGGUGAAGAUCUGCAAAGCACUGGAAUCGCCCUCUAUUACUUGACAGAAGGCAGAACCAUAAUUGGCAAAGCAUCAUGCACCCAAGAUAUUGUGCUCCAUGGGCCUGGGCUCCUCAGUGUGCAUUGUGUGCUUGAGAACAUUGCUGGGACUGUAACCCUGUUCCCUCAGGAUGGUGCACUGUGCUUAGUCAAUGGCUCUGUGGUCACCGAUCCUUGCCAGCUGACUCAGGGUGCCAUCAUACAGUUGGGAAAAGGAGCCCCACUCUGGUUUAACCAACCGACUACUUCCCGACUUAGACUGAAAUACCAGAGUGGAUUGCCAUCUGUGUUCAGCCCAUCUGUGACUGACUCGUCCAACUCUACUGAGAAUUUGUCCAAGGCGAUGGUGCAAAAUCGAUGGACACUGGGCUACCUAGAAGACGUUUCAUCUCACACGGUAGUUUUGAAUCGGAUGGAGAGAACCUGCAGAAUGGAAAGCAGCUUUAUCUUCUCUCUGUUAAAGGACAGUCACAUUUUUUCCGUGGUGAAAGAGCUGCCUCUCAUACAGCACGUCCAGAUGGAUAUAAUUCAACCCCUUCAAUCUGAGGAGGCUGCUCAGAUGAUUCAAGGCUGCAUUAAUCCUGAAAACGCACAACUCCCUGUCCCGACCCCAACACAAACCCUGAGUAAGGCUGAUGAAUUGCCAAAUGACGUACAGCUUGUCUCUGGGGAUAUCUUGAAAAGGAAUGAAAGUAUGUGGGAUAUGGAGUCAACACGAAACAUGGUUGAUGGUAAUGUGAAACAAGGAGAUGAACUUAUUACAAAGCGGUUGCAACUGAAGCACAGCAGUGUGAAAGAGGUUACCUGUGAACUUAAAAACUCAAAAACAGUUCAAAUUUUCAUUCAAACGUUGAUAAAAUUUCCCGAUUCCCUUGCAAACCUGCAAAAUCUGCCACCCCAAAGCAUGAUGGACCAUCUACAGUCUGUUAUCUCCACUUCAGGCCUCCCAACUCAGAAGAUUCUUACUCUCUACUGGCUGAACGUAGCUAAAUGCAACCAACCAGAGCCGCAGUCUGCCCUCUUGAUCCUGAUGGAAUCUGCGCUUUACACACUAACCUCUGAAUCUGGUCUCUUAGUUUGGUUCCAUCACCUCCCUUUGUGUCAGUUGAAGGACAUUCAGAUAGGCCUAGCAGGCCAAAGUCUGCGUUUGAUAAGUGCUACAGAAGAAAGCGUCCUUGUUGUCUAUACCUACAGCCAAAAGCAUACUCAGUUGCUGUGUAGGGCCAUACUUAAUAUAAUCUGCCCUGGGGACUGCAGGGUACCUCAGCACCCACUGCUGCAUGGAAACUUGGCACAGAUGUCUUUAGGCUGGCGGGUCAGUGUACCUGAGCUGCUGCUGGAUGCUGGUUUAAGGGUUUGCUGUCAAUUUCAGAAGAGUCUUGCCGAUCUGAUAUACCUUCUUCAUUGUAACAUGAAUCACGAAACCGUCACUCUGGGAGAGGUGCAGCUGAAACUUUACACAAGUGUAGCAGUGCAUAUCAGUCCUAGUACCCACAGUAAGCACGUGGCUCAGUUUUUACUUACAGAUACACACCUCGGUCUGGUACGAGAGGAUGCUGUCUGCCACUCACUUUCACACUCUGUCACCACAGCUCCCUGCCGUCCCCACUUCCACGGCUUAACUCUUCGGUGGUGCUCGGAUGUUCGCUGCAUACUGGUGCACGACGAAAACGAGAACCGGCCUGUCAGGCUGGAUGUAAUCUUUGCAAAAGCACAGGGCAGGGGUCACCCUGAAAGCGUGACUAAGGCAGCUACCCCGAGUGCACAUGCUUUAAAUUCAUCUCCGCGUGCAGAAGUGUGGAAAUUAACUUUCAGUUGCUCCGCUGAGGCCGCCCGGCUGAUUAAUCACUUGUCAAAUGUCUGA